Pipistrellus kuhlii (Kuhl's pipistrelle) is the source of this 2025-nucleotide messenger RNA. RefSeq names its product LysM domain containing 1 (gene LYSMD1). The record is from RefSeq and is a predicted model, not a curated record. Lineage: Eukaryota; Metazoa; Chordata; Mammalia; Chiroptera; Vespertilionidae. The transcript has 3 exons. The coding region runs from base 386 to 1069 and encodes 227 amino acids.
CCCCUCACCCCGCUCCCCCAAGAACGGGCUGCCAGAUCUGGAGGCAAACUGAACUGAACACUGAGAGACAGUGCCUAGGGGUCAAGGGUCAAAGGUCAACAUCGCAAGUUAUAGGGGGUCGCAAGUCGGAGGGGUGUGUAAGGAGAGAGACCCAGAGACUGAGUACGCGAGAGAGCGGAUUUGUGGGAAAGGCGCCUGGAGGGAGGAUAAGCGAGUGGAGCGGGGUGUUUGUGCCAGGGAGACGGGUGGCUUGAGAGAGAAGACAGAAAGAGAAAGGGAUCUGGUUAUUUGUUCCCAGCCCCCGGGCCUGCUGUCACUAUCGGUCACUUAGCCUGGCGUCUGUCCGUCUGGCAGUUGCAACCCCAGCUGCCGGCAGAUUGAGGAGAUGGCGUCUCCCUCUAGACAGGACCCCCUCGGGGGGUCAGGGCUGCUUCAAGGGAGCCGGGCUCGUUCGUACGGAAGCCUGGUGCAGUCUACCUGCUCCCCGGUGAGGGAGAGGCGCCUGGAGCAUCAGCUGGCGCCCGGAGACACCCUGGCUGGACUAGCACUCAAAUACGGGGUGACGAUGGAACAGAUUAAACGUGCAAACCGCCUUUAUACUAAUGACUCCAUCUUCCUGAAGAAAACCCUCUACAUCCCCAUCCUGACAGAGCCCAGAGACCUGUUCAAUGGUUUGGAUUCUGAGGAAGAGAAAGAUGGAGAGGAAGAGAUGCAGCCAAGUAAGGCUGAAGUUCGGCCACACUCAGCUGAGAGGAAGAAACAGGAAGCAGGUUCAGGACGGGCCAAUGGCGAAGUCCUUUCCACACCUGGCCAGGAACCCCCCGCUCCCACCCAUGACCUCUCUGCCUCUGACUUCCUGAAGAAGCUCGACUCACAGAUCAGCCUGUCAAAGAAGGCUGCUGCCCAGAAGCUGAGAAAAGGGGAAAGUGGGGUACCUGGGGAGGAGUCAGGCCAUCACCGCAGCUCCCCUCGGAUGCAGCAGCGAGCAGUCCUAGGUCCCGUGCCACUGACCCGGACCUCUCGAAUCCAGACACUUCGGGACCAGGAGGAUGAAAUCUUCAAACUCUGAUGUUUCCAGAACUGAUUGAGAGAAGCAAGAUGAUGAAGGAGCAACUUGAGGGGGAGAGGAGCCUGAGGUGAGGCUCAAGAACAAGGCUUCCCAGCCCACCUCCCUCCCUCCAGCCCAGCCUUGUGUCUCCUCAAGAGCUCCUUGGCCUGAGGCAGUUUGAUUGGCAAGAGUCGGGGGCGGGGAAUAGACCCCUUCUCAGUUCUUGGGUUGAAUCUAGAGUUGUCCUUUAGAUUCAAAGGUUCUUUUUAUAUCCCUGCUGCCUUUCCCCGUUCCUUGGCCUUAGAACUGGAGGCAGGUGACUCCCUCAGGCCCUAACUUCUUCCCCAUCUCCAAUAUAUUACCUAAUUUAUUUGGUGCUAUAUUGAAGUAAUAUUUAUUUGCGGUAUUUUGUUCUUUCCCACCCUUAGCUGAAAAAUGGGAUUUUUAUAGCCAUGGUGUGAUGUAAACCCAGGAACAGUGAGCCAGUAACUGCUGGCUGCCCACCUUUUUAGCCAAGCAUGUUAUUGAGGAUGAGGCCAUCAGUGAUCUGACCCUCAACGUAAAGAAUUUGGGUUUAGUCACAGUGCUGUAGGUACCGGAAUUGAAUAGUAAAAAGAAAAGAAAAAAUAGUCACUGCACCUCAAUUCAGCCUGUGUGCGGCUAAGGGAUGGAAGAGUUCGAAGAGGAGAACAGUUGUGGGAGUAUAACAACAGUUCCUAUUUGUUAUCCUCCCUCCCCAUCAGAGUCUAUCGCUGUAUGCCUUGCUCCUCACUUAAUAUUUAUUUGCAGUUUGUAGCACUGAUCUGUGGUACAGGUUUUAAACAGACGUAGGCAAGGGAACCCCAGUGAUACUGAAAUACGCCUGAAUGUCCUGUGUGGAAAGGCGAGUGGUGAGAUAAAUGGUGUUUAUAUGCCAUCGUGAUGAUCAUAAGAUAUAAGACACUGAAACUGGAGAGAUUAAACACUGAGCCCUGUGC